UCCUCCAAUUUAGCAGUCACCGGUUCGUUAUUUGCAGAUCAUCCAAAACCACAACCAGCACCACCACAUUCCAUGGCGGAGAAACCAAACAACGAUAAUGCAACGGAGAAUGUGGUUGCGUCGGCAAAGAAUACGGACGGCAGUCAGCUGGAUACGACUAAGGCGGAGAGACACGUGUGGCUCAUGAAGUGCCCUCCCGUUGUCUCACGCGCCAUGCAAAACAACCACCUCCCCCAGCCUCCGCCUCCGCCUCUUCCUUUCUCCGCCGAUGGUGCCAAAGACCCUUUCAGUAACUCAGGUCCCAUCGUCGCCAAAGUCAUCGUCUCCGUCGACCCUCUCCUCCCCAAUAACGAUUUCUCUUCCACCCAGUUUACCAUGGAGUUGGCUGGUAACGCAUAUGGAAACAUACCCAAGUGCUACUCCAUGGACAUGUCCACUGAUUUCGUUCCUAUGUCCAUAUUUUCUGAAUCAUCCCAAGGAAAAAAGCUUUCUGUGGAAGGGAAAAUCUAUCACAAAUUCGACAUGAAGCCUCAUAAUGAAAAUAUGGAGGACUAUGCAAAACUAUGUCGGGAAAGGACAAACAAAUAUAUGACUAGAACUAGACAGACACAGUUUAUUGAUGACGAUAGCGAAAUGCACAUGAGGAUGAGGCCUAUGCUCGGGACAGUUGAUUCAAAGCCUUCUGGAUCCUCAGAUAAAAGGAAAAUGCCCAUGAAGGGGUCAGAAAUGAAAAGAACGAGAAGGGACCCUGAAGAAAUGGAAAAGAUCUUGUUUAAGCUUUUUGAAAGACAACCAAAUUGGACGCUAAAACAGCUUAUUCUUGAGACGGAUCAGCCUGAGCAAUUUCUGAAGAACAUGCUUAAACUUCUCUGUAUCUACAAUAACAAGGGAGCCAAUCAAGGAACCUAUGAGCUCAAGCCUGAAUACAAGAGAUCAGAAGACAAAUCAGACUCUCAGUAGGCUUUACCUGUCUUCAGUUUGCAGAAUAAAAACUGCUGGGGACAUGUACAUGAUCAUGAACAAAAUAAUGUCUAGUGCCCUUGCCAAACAUGCCAUCAACAGGAUAUGUUUUGUCUCCCUUUGUAAUUAGUAGAAUUCAAUUCAUUCUUACAUCUGUCAAUUCCUCUCGAGUCCGAGGUCAUGGCAUUCUUGCUUGAAAUAGUUCAUAUCGCCCUUGCUCUGGUUAGGCAAUCUCUUGAUUCUAUUCUUUCUUGUCUAUGGGUACCAUGGCGUAGUUUAUAGUUUGCUGAAAUAUUCUUUU
Olea europaea var. sylvestris is the source of this 1261-nucleotide messenger RNA. Its product is annotated as general transcription factor IIF subunit 2-like. Gene Ontology annotation, cellular component: transcription factor TFIIF complex. Gene Ontology annotation, biological process: transcription initiation at RNA polymerase II promoter; transcription by RNA polymerase II. The coding region runs from base 73 to 960 and encodes 295 amino acids. The record is from RefSeq and is a predicted model, not a curated record. The transcript is spliced from 6 exons. Lineage: Eukaryota; Viridiplantae; Streptophyta; Magnoliopsida; Lamiales; Oleaceae.